This is a messenger RNA of Mizuhopecten yessoensis (Yesso scallop), 1472 nucleotides long. Its product is annotated as hippocalcin-like protein 1. The coding region runs from base 74 to 655 and encodes 193 amino acids. Lineage: Eukaryota; Metazoa; Mollusca; Bivalvia; Pectinida; Pectinidae. The transcript has 2 exons. The record is from RefSeq and is a predicted model, not a curated record. Gene Ontology annotation, molecular function: calcium ion binding.
AACGAGAUAUUUUUUUAAUUUUGUUUUCUAUUUAGCGACGGGAAUAUAUUCUACCCUGACCACAGUGACAACUAUGGGGAACAAAUCGUCCUUACCGAGUCCAAGAACGAUGAAGGAGUUACGGGCGGUGUUAUCGGACGAGUACACGAAUGAGGAGAUAUUGGGAUGGUUUGAACAAUACAAGGCAUCCCUAUCGAGGGGUGAGUCAAAGCUUACUAUGGAAGCCUUCAUCAGGGUAUAUAGCAGACUAUUUGAAGGCGAGGCGUCGAACUUCGCUGAACAAGUGUUUCGCGUGUUUGAUACCGACGGCAACGGAGUUGUGGAUUUCAAAGAGUUCAUGAUGGGUAUUUACGUGUCUGGGUCUCCACUAGAGGAAGACAUGAAGCUGGAUUGGGCCUUUAAGAUGUACGAUAUGAACGGGGACGGCUACAUCACCAAAGACGAGAUGAAAUUUAUGUUCACGUCUAUUUGUCGCAUGACAUUAGCGCAGAUUUCGGGAAAUAAUUCAACACCGGAAGAACUAACCGACUACUUCUUUGAGCGUUUCGAUGAGGAUAAUGACAACAGAAUCAGCAACAAGGAGUUCGUCUCGCGAGCGAGGAACCACAGGGAGAUAAUACACAUGCUAGAGAUCAACCCGUGUCCAGAUGAUUAAAUACGCUCUCAUCCCAUUUACUAAACAUUGACCUUUCGAUUCAUUUACCGUGGAGCUUCGUUAAUCCAGCCACUGUGUCAUUAAGAAUGGAAGCAUGACCACUCUCGUUUUUUUUUCGUGGUAGUCUUUGGGAGAUAUUAUUUAUCAAGUUUGUCCUCUUUUUUCCGAUCGACUCCGAAGUAGGUCAGUGACAUUUAGAGAAAUAAUUCUCAAAGUUCCUCAUCCGCCCCUCCCAGAGUCUUUGGCGAUGCUUUAUUGCCAUAACGUAUAUCUCCUGGUCAUGAGCAUUACGGUUUUGACGAAGAAGUUGUUCUUGACAGCAUGGAGAGCAGCUAAAACUUACUGCUCUAUGGUACAGACCUUCGUUUAAUAUCAUGCACCUAAUGAUAUGAGUUAUAGAUAAACAAUGCAAUAAAAGAGGAAAAUAUAAUGUGAUAUUAUGAUUAACAAAAAAGUACAUCACAACAAAAACUAUGAUUCCUAAUCUGAGUUUGGGAACGAUAUUGAUUAGGAGAUCGCGUGUGUAUACCCGAUUGUAUGUACAGUGUAAUAUAAAGACUAAUACUGCACAAUCACUGGUAAUAACACUGCCGUGAAUGAGACAGGUUCACUUUGAACAAUCCGGAAUGUGUGGUUAAACAAUUAUGUCUCAAUAAACUGUUAGUGAUUUGUAGAACUGAACAUACUGCUAAUUUGUAAUGAUAACAUCUAUUCCUCGAAACAGCUUCAUUGUGUGUGGCGAAUAGUGGCAAUGAUUGGUUUUGUUUUCACUGCAGAUUUUUUAAUAAUGCUUAGUUAAAUACAAUAGUUAUAUUUU